Molecule: messenger RNA, 2059 nt
Organism: Oryza sativa Japonica Group (Japanese rice)
Lineage: Eukaryota; Viridiplantae; Streptophyta; Magnoliopsida; Poales; Poaceae
Source: RefSeq, a predicted model, not a curated record
CUGGACUGGACAGAGCCAUGCGAACAACGCUUUUAUGAAUCGUCUCAUCUUCAUGUCCUAUUACUCCUACCACUGAGAGAGGGCCACUCUUUCCCCUCGAGUUCUUCACCGGCUUCUUUCCCCUCCUCUCCGGACCAGGGAAGCAGCUAACUGUCUGCGCAAGAAAGGUGGUUCAAGCACGAUGGGACGGAACCAUCUUUGCCUGGUCACUUGCUUGUGGAUUCUGUCAUGCGCAGUUCUGCUUCAUGCUUCUCCUGAUGGAUUGCUGAGAAUUAGCCUGAAUAAGAAGAGAUUGGACAAGAAGACCUUGGACGGUGCAAAAUUGGCAAGGGAGGAAAGCCAUCGUCUGAGAGCCGACGGUUUAGGUGAUGACAUAGUUCCUUUGGACAACUACCUGGACACGCAGUACUUUGGAGAGAUCGGCAUCGGCACUCCACCACAGAACUUCACUGUGAUAUUCGACACUGGAAGCUCCAACUUGUGGGUUCCAUCAGUGAAAUGUUAUUUUUCGAUAGCAUGCUACUUACACCACAGGUACAAGUCAAAAGGGUCGAGCAGUUACAAAAAGAAUGGAGAAUCUUGCAGCAUUUCCUAUGGGUCUGGAUCAAUUGCUGGUUUCUUCAGUGAGGAUAGCGUGCUAGUUGGGGAUCUUGCUGUGAAAAAUCAGAUGUUCAUUGAGACAACCAGGGAACCGAGCCUUACUUUCAUCAUCGGGAAGUUUGAUGGAAUUCUUGGACUUGGAUUUCCGGAGAUCUCUGUGGGAGGAGCCCCUCCAAUUUGGCAGGGAAUGAAAGAGCAGCAACUGAUCGAGAAGGAUGUAUUCUCCUUCUGGCUCAACCGCGAUCCUGAUGCACCGACAGGGGGUGAGUUAAUCUUUGGUGGUGUAGACCCAAAUCAUUACAAGGGGAGCCAUACAUAUGUUCCUGUUACCCGCAAAGGCUACUGGCAGUUUGAGAUGGGGGAUCUUCUUAUUGAUGACUACUCAACUGGGUUCUGUUCUGGUGGUUGCGCCGCUAUUGCGGAUUCAGGGACUUCAUUGCUCGGUGGCCCAACAACUAUUGUUGCUCAAAUUAAUCACGCAAUUGGAGCUGAGGGAAUUGUUAGUAUGGAAUGCAAACAAGUUGUGCGGGACUACGGGGACAUGAUCCUCGAGAUGCUCAUAGCACAGGCAAGCCCCAUGAAACUGUGCUCUCAGAUUGGUCUCUGUGCAUUUGAUGGUACUCGUUCUGUCAGAAACAAUAUAGAGUCUGUUGUUGAUAAAGAAAAGGUGGGCUCAGAUCUUUCCUGCACUGCUUGCGAGAUGGCUGUUGUCUGGAUACAGAAUCAGCUCCGACAUAACCAAACAAGGGAGCUCAUUUUGCAAUAUGCUGACCAGCUCUGCGAGCGUCUCCCAAGCCCCAAUGGCGAAUCGGCAGUCGACUGCGAUGAGAUCUCAAACAUGCCGAACCUUUCAUUCACCAUAGCAAACAAGACCUUCACCUUGACACCAGAGCAGUACGUAGUGAAGCUGGAGCAGCAAGGUCAAACUGUUUGCAUCAGCGGGUUCAUGGCGUUCGACGUGCCACCUCCACGCGGCCCACUCUGGAUUCUUGGAGACGUGUUCAUGGCUGCAUACCACACUGUCUUCGACUUUGGCAAAAACAGGAUUGGGUUCGCCGAGUCUGCUUGAAUUGCUUGGCUAGGGCCUUCAGGAUCAUACAACAUAUCAAGUAUUGUAAUGUUUGUUAGGCAGCUUGUUUACUCGGUAUUGUAACCUGGGAAUGUCUAAAGGUAUAGUGCAUUAGUAGUAGCAUGCAAAACCUUGUAGAGGAAUAAACGUUUUCACGAUGGAGCUGUAUCAGCUAUGGAUAUGCAGAUAUGGAUCUUGGAUGGUGCAAUGCAGAUGUAAUGAGCAAAUGAGCACGAUGAGAAUUAGGGCUUUUUAAUCUGAUCUCAUCAUAUAGGUAAUGGUUUGUCUGGCAUAUAAUGAUGGGCCUAAAACUUCUGGCGAGGUUAAUAAUGGCUGUACUGACUGUUUAUGCACCUUAACAUUCAGAGUUCAAAAUCUCUCAUUAACCAA